Penicillium manginii is the source of this 2223-nucleotide messenger RNA. Its product is annotated as Zn(II)2Cys6 transcription factor. The record is from RefSeq and is a predicted model, not a curated record. The transcript has 4 exons. Gene Ontology annotation, cellular component: nucleus. NCBI's taxonomy places the organism in Eukaryota, Fungi, Ascomycota, Eurotiomycetes, Eurotiales, Aspergillaceae. Bases 1 to 2223 code for a protein of 740 amino acids. Gene Ontology annotation, molecular function: DNA-binding transcription factor activity, RNA polymerase II-specific; zinc ion binding; RNA polymerase II cis-regulatory region sequence-specific DNA binding. Gene Ontology annotation, biological process: positive regulation of transcription from RNA polymerase II promoter by galactose; DNA-templated transcription.
AUGAGCUCUGGAGAGCAUGCUUUUGAGGAUGAGCUGCCUUCAUCCGAAAGAGCUAAAAAAAGAGCGAGAUACACUCAAAUUGCUUGCAACGAGUGUAAGCGGCGCAAGCUAAAAUGCAGCGGCGGAUCCAUUUGUGCGCGAUGUGACCGAGAUAAUGUCCCUUGUGUCUACGCUACUACUCGCACAUCGGCUCACCCGGGUGAGUUUAAGGAUCCACGAGUGGGCACGCGAUUUCAUGACGUGGAUCAGCAACUAGAGAGUCUGCAACGGCAAAUACAAGUGUUGUCAAGUCGUUUAAUCAAGCUCGAGUCUUCCAGUCCUCAAUCGGUAGCCACGCCGAAGAGUUCGGAACAGAGUGGCUUGCACCGGAUCUUAAAUGCUCCCAAAUCGCCACAUUAUAUUGGCCCAACCAGUGCAGAAUUUGGGUUGAAUCAACCGAAGAAUUCUUCGACUGAUAAUACGCAGCAUCAUGAUGAGGAAAUGGGUAUUCCAGACACACCAAGCCCUGCGGCAUCAGGAGAGGAAGAUGUCCUGCCAGUGGUAUCCACUGGAGAUACGCUAAGCCUAUCUCUUGAAGACACCUUGAAUUUGGUCCAGAUCUAUGAGGAUAGUGUUGGAAUAAUGUAUCCCUGUGUCGACUUGGACAGUGUUCGAGAAUACGUCCAUGAAUAUUAUCGGUCGAAUGGCAUAUAUGAGAUCAGCAGUGCAUCAGAAGCCUUGGCGCAGGAUGCACCAGAUCAGGAUUGGUUUACAGCCCGAGAUAUUCAAGUAUUGAAAAUAAUUCUAGCUACUGCUCUUCUGGCAGAGUCUCACGGCCGAAGUGAGUUCGCAGCCCAACUAGCAGAUAGUGUGGAAGAUCGUUUUUCGGGCCGAUUCAGGGUUGCGGAGGUGGAUAUGAAAGAAAUUCUCAUAAUGACCUUACUGUCCAUUUUUCAUUCCUAUCGCGACGAUGAAGUCAUCGCAUGGAGGUUCAUACGAAAUGCAUCUAGUGCGGCAAUGGAGCUAGGCUUACAUCGCCAGGAAACUUGGCAGAGGACGGGCGGUGUUUUCCCGGGCGAGGUUGCAUGGACUUGGGCCAGGAGACUGUUCUGGUGCAUAUAUGUACUCGACCGUAAAUGGUCUUUUGGCACUGGACUUCCAUUCGGCAUUCAAGACAUUGAUAUUGAUACGAAUCUCCCCGAGCCUGGCGAUUCUACCCCAUAUCUUACUUGCAUGAUAUAUCAUGCACGUUUGAGCACAAAGAUCUGGGGGCUUAUUAUGGAUUGGCCGAAUCGCUCACGAGUGGCCACCUCCGACCAAUGUGCGUACCUAGACACGCAAGUGCAACAGUGGAUCUGGUCCAUCCCGACCGAGCUAAGAUUCGAUCCGAACCAGACACCGGAUUCUAUCACUGGCCCUGGAAAGUCAGAGCACCGCGACCGCAUUAUGAUGCUUCAGGUACUACUUGCUCUGCAGGGUAACCAAUUACGAAUCCAGGUGUAUCGACAAAAUCUCCUCAGUAGUGAACAUAUUAUGGAGGAUCCACAAGGCGCAUCCACGGCAGUCGAAACGGCAAAGCGAACUAUCCACAUGCUUGAGAAUUUCAGCGCAGUGUCGCAUAUUUACUUCCAACGUCCUGAGCCGUUCAAUUAUUUUCUGAUAUCAGCCCUCGCAGCCCUUUUUCUGGCAGUUAUCCAUGCGCCCAACACAUUUCGUCACGUCUGUCGCCCGGAAUUCUACACAGCAACGGAGCUUGUGCGUCGCUCUGCCACUCGAGCCCGGACAUCAAGACGUCUGCAGAAGAUUAUCCGCAGUUUGAAACAGAUAGAACUGCAUAAGAGCAAUCCAAAGCGUGAAAUGACCGGAAUUCGACAGCCUAUAUUGAGUCAGAAACUUGGCGGGGCGAGCAAAAACCCUGAACAAAAUCAUUUGACAACAUCACAAUCUUCAACACCCAGGGCUCAGAAUAUGUGGAAUUUGACACCGGCAUUGUCGGCCUCACGGAAUGCUUCUUCAACGCAUCAACCCUACGAUAUGUCAAGUUCAUUCUGGGCAACGGACCCAAGUGCUGUUACAGAAACUGAGCCUAACAUGUGUGAAGACUUGAGUAGUUUCUUCGAAACCGCCGGGGAUCUCUAUUUUGACCCUCAGGCCUUUGACCUCCCUGGUGACAUGGAUAUGGGCUUUUUUGCCCCGACAGGGCUACCCUCCCCCCAAUGCUUUGGAUAUAUUCGAAGCCGAUAA